AAUCACGUGACUCAACAUAAACAUUGAUAGCAAAGUGUGCGGACAUUUGAAUCGGUCUUUUUUGUCACAUUUGGUCCAUUAAUGGACACCGACGGUCACACCAGCAAUAGUGAUGACCGAGUGAUUAAAGUCGAAGCCUAUGACCAUCACAUUCGCCAAUCGGUUUGUAUGACACGCAGCCGAUACCGGUCGGGUCGGCGCGAAACGGCCGUCAAAGUGAUGACAAUCAGCGAUGAGUCCCGAUAUUUGCUGAUACAUCGGGUGCCCGAUAUUAAGGGUGAUGUCAAACAAGAGUUACGCCGUCUGUGUCACCGUUACGGACCAAUUGAUAGCCUAAAUCUUACGGAUUACCCGAAGUGUGAAGAGUUUACAAAAGUCUAUCUCAUUAAAUAUCGUCGGUUUGUGGACGCCGUGAGGGCCAAGAAAUCACUGGACGACCGAAACUUUUUGGGAUCUGUUUUGCACGUGUGUUACGCACCAGAGUUAGAAACAUUGGAUGAAACCAGAGAUAAAUUGCAUCAGAGAUUGACUUACGUGUCUCGUAUGUCAUCCAAGAAAUCUAAGAAACAAACGACCGGCCAAUCAAUAGUAACAGAAGAUAUGGAUACGACUGACGAUAAUAUUAAUGAAAGUGUCAAACAAUCAAAUGAAGACAUGAUUGCUAAGAAUAGACAGAAUUUGAAGCGAAAGUUUGAUGUAAUUAGAGAUAAAUUUGUGGCGGAUUUGAAACAAACCAAUACUACUGCACAUCAAUCAACAUCUGAGGCAAAGAAGAUGAAAGAGACGCCACGUAUCAGAUGGAGAAAGUGAUCGACUCUUGAAAUCUUAAGUGUGUUUGUUUUGAUGGAUGUCUUUCUGUUAUUUUAGAUUUUCAAUUAAAUAUUCUUUAACAUUAAGACUUUGACUA
Molecule: messenger RNA, 907 nt
Organism: Oppia nitens
Lineage: Eukaryota; Metazoa; Arthropoda; Arachnida; Sarcoptiformes; Oppiidae
Product: RNA-binding protein 48-like
Exons: 3
Coding region: 82-810 (242 amino acids)
Cellular component (GO): nucleoplasm
Molecular function (GO): nucleic acid binding
Source: RefSeq, a predicted model, not a curated record